AUGAGUUCAUCGAGCUCACAGGAGGGUCGACAACAAGAACGGCUGCAAGAGUUGGAGGGUGUGCUCGACGACAAGGAACAAGCCGUGCUAGCGCUGCAAAAAGAGGUGAAACGGUUGACUCGGGAGCUCACGUCCGGGGGCUCGGGUGAAGUCCAGAAAUCUGCGCACCCUUUAGAGCCGGUGAUCCACCUCGUGGGCGACAGCAAAACCAAGCACUAUGCCAUCGGGCGAAGGGUGAGCAUGGCGACCGCAUCGGCUCUGGAGGACCUCGCACCAAUGCAAAGGCGGGAUUCCAUGGCCAGAAAGAUGACCAAAAUGUUCAAGACACCCGACACGCAUGCGGCCUUCCUAACCUCUUCCCGGUUCGCCCUUGACCUCAUCAAGGUGUGCCAGCGGGUGGCCCCGAUCUUUGAGGCGGAGCCGAGAGCCGUGCUGCUGCAAUCCCCAGUGUACGUGUUCGGGGAUAUUCAUGGCAACCUCGAGGAUCUUAAUUUCUUUGCCGACAAUAUGUGGAAGCUGGGGAUGAAUGUAACCGCCGGCAAGUUUCUGUUCCUGGGAGACUACGUGGACAGAGGGAUGCAGGGUCUGGAGUGUCUGGCCUACCUGUUUUCCCUCAAGAUCGAGAACCCCGACAAAAUGUUCAUGCUCCGGGGCAAUCACGAGCUGAGAGACGUGAACGGCUGGAUCGAGCACUACGGGGAGAGGUCAUUUUUGUGGCAAUGCCAGAACCGUUUCGGCGAGGCUCUUGGCGAGAAAGUGUGGGAGUCUUGCAACGCCGUCUUCGACCGGCUGCCUCUCGCGGGGGUGAUUGAUCAGGACAUAUUUUGCGUGCACGGCGGCAUCCCGCGCCCGCUUGAGGGCUCGACUUCUCGUAUACAGGACAUCAUGUGCGUGCCGCCGGUGGCGAGCGUGUGCCCUCCGAACGAGUGCGAGACGUUCGAGUCACAGCAGGUGGCCUCGGACUGCAUGUGGUCAGACCCUGCUAAGGACGAGCAGGAGUUAGCCUUGGAAGAUUCAGGAUUCGGCGAAAGCUUGCGGGGAGGUGGAGCAAUCUGCUUCGGUACGAAGGCGAUCGACGAUUUCCUCACACAGGGCAACCUCAGCUAUAUCGUGCGCGCACAUGAAGCACAUUCGGAGGGGGUGUCAUUGAGCAAGGGGGCGAAGGUGUUCACGGUCUUCUCGACGUCCAAAGACCACGGUCAGGGCAAAGGCGCGACCUGCGGCUGCAUUCUUGUGGACUACUACCGCCUGCUGGUAAUUAACCGAUCGGUCAAGUACAAGAACAAGUACGUACACCGCAGGGACAGCAUGUCCCUGGCAAAUCUCACCCUGCAGGAGCUCCAGGCCCAGGUCGACCUCGGCCUGGUGGUGCAGCCAGACUCCGAGGACGAGAGCGACGACGAACCCGCGGGAUACUAUGACCAUGCAGCAGGGGAGGAUGACAUGAUCGAGCGAAAGAGCGGGGGGAAAUGA
Messenger RNA from Ectocarpus siliculosus, 1473 nucleotides. The record is from the annotation of a GenBank genome assembly. Lineage: Eukaryota; Phaeophyceae; Ectocarpales; Ectocarpaceae.